ACUCAGCCCAGCCAUUCCCUUCCCUUCAAAACAAAAGGCAGCAGAGUUCAGACUUGUGCAACUCCAAGACCUUAAGCCCAUAUCGUCUACACCUGACGAACCAUGACCUCCACCCUCCCCCCCGACGCCAUCCGGCCACCCCCAAACGUGGUGGUCUUCGGCCCCGAUGCCAACUGCACGCUCGAGAUCUGCCCCGUCGAGAUAUCCGUGUACGGCUACCGGCCCUCGCUCACCGCCAACAUCACCCUCAUGGCGCUGUACGGCCUCUCCAUGGCCAUCCACGCCUACCUCGGCAUCCGGUGGAAGCAGUGGUGGUACAUGGGCUGCAUGCUGGUGGGCGGCGCCAACGCCAUCAUCGGCUACGUCGGCCGCGUGAUGCUAUACUACAACCCGUUCAGCUUCGCGGCGUUUAUGAUACAGAUUAUCUGCGUCACCAGCGGACCCGUCUACUACUGCGCCGCCAUCUACAUCACCCUCGGCCUAUCCAUAACCGCCCUCUCCCCGCACCUCUCCCGCCUCCCCCCGCACCUCUUCUACUACAUCUUCAUCCCCUGCGACCUCCUCUCCCUCGUCCUCCAAGCCGCCGGCGGCGCCCUCUCCACCACCUCCUCCGGGUCCAGCGCGCUGGGCGUCAACCUCGCCCUGGCGGGGCUCGGCCUGCAGGUGUUUACGAUCUUGUUGUUUUGUGGGUUCUUUGGGGAUUUUUUGGUGCGGUAUUUUCGGAAGGGGGUGUGGCGGUAUGAGGGGGGUUUUGGGGGUCGUGGUGGUGAGAGUCAGAGUGGUGAUGGGGGGGUGGUGAAGUUGGAUGGGAGGCGGUUGGGGCUGUUUUUUGGGUUUAUGGCGCUCGCGGUGGUGUUGAUCCUGGCGAGGUGCGCGUAUCGGUUGGUGGAGUUGAAUGAGGGGUAUGAUGGGGAGUUGGUGCGGGAUGAGCCGUUGUUUAUUGGGUUGGAGGGCGUGGUCGUCCUCACUGCUGUUUAUUGCUUGAUGAUCGGGCACCCCGGCUUCGUCUUCAAGAAGGAACGGAAAGACAGGUCGUCGGGGCUCAGCCAGCAGGAGCUACAACAGUACAACAAGUGAUGCUGGCCGGCUAGAGUUAUGAGGCUCGGUAACUCGGCGGGGCUCUAAUUUCAAAAUAGAUGUAAUUAUGCUCACCAACCUAGAGGGAAGGGGUGGGGAGAAGAGAGCCGUGCUCCGUUAGCACCUGGAU
Messenger RNA from Chaetomium fimeti, 1207 nucleotides. Its product is annotated as RTA1 like protein-domain-containing protein. The transcript has 4 exons. The record is from RefSeq and is a predicted model, not a curated record. Gene Ontology annotation, cellular component: plasma membrane; fungal-type vacuole. NCBI's taxonomy places the organism in Eukaryota, Fungi, Ascomycota, Sordariomycetes, Sordariales, Chaetomiaceae. The coding region runs from base 103 to 1077 and encodes 324 amino acids.